This is a messenger RNA of Carlito syrichta (Philippine tarsier), 5051 nucleotides long. RefSeq names its product collagen type XVI alpha 1 chain (gene COL16A1). The record is from RefSeq and is a predicted model, not a curated record. Bases 76 to 4908 code for a protein of 1610 amino acids. Lineage: Eukaryota; Metazoa; Chordata; Mammalia; Primates; Tarsiidae. The transcript has 71 exons.
GCCUGGAUUGCUCAGCGAAGUGGGGGGACCCCAGGCCACUGGUGCUGUGGCUGUAGCCGACCUCUUUGGACCAGGAUGUGGGUACCUUGGGUUCUUGGCUUGUGGCUGCUCAAUCUCUGGGGUACCUUCAGCCAUGGGGCAAAUACAGGUGAGCAGUGCCCACCUUCACAGCAGGAAGGACUCAAGUUGGAACACAGUAGUGACCUGUCAGCCAAUGUGACUGGCUUCAACCUCAUCCGUCGACUCAAUCUCAUGAAGACGUCUGCCAUCAAGAAGAUCCGCAACCCCAAGGGGCCCCUCAUCCUGCGGCUGGGAACGGCCCCACUGACCCAGCCCACACGACGCGUGUUCCCUCGGGGCCUCCCGGAGGAGUUUGCCCUGGUGCUGACACUACUGCUGAAGAAACACACCCACCAGAACACGUGGUAUCUGUUUCAAGUGACUGACGGAGAUGGGUAUCCACAGAUUUCCCUGGAAGUUAACAGCCAAGAGCAGAGCCUGGAGCUCCGGGCCCAGGGCCAGGAUGGCGAUUUUGUGUCCUGCAUCUUCCCAGUGCCCCAGCUCUUUGACCUGCGUUGGCACAAGCUGAUGCUGAGCGUGGCUGGACGUGUGGCCUCUGUGCAUGUGGACUGCCUCUCAGCCUCCUCCCAGCCUCUGGGGCCCCGGCGAUCCACGCGGCCUGUGGGUCAUGUGUUUCUGGGCUUGGAUGCUGAGCAGGGCAAGCCCGUCUCGUUUGACUUGCAGCAGGCACACAUCUACUGUGACCCAGAGCUCGUACUGGAGGAGGGCUGCUGUGAGAUUUUACCAGGAGGAUGCCCCCCAGAGACCUCCAAGGCCCGCCGGGACACCCAGAGCAAUGAGCUCAUUGAGAUCAACCCACAGACUGAGGGCAAGGUCUACACCCGCUGCUUCUGCCUGGAGGAACCUCAAAACAGCAAGGUAGAUGCCCAGCCGACGGGAAGAAUCAGCCAAAAAGCAGAAAGGGGAGCAAAGAUCCAUCGGGAGACAGCAGCCGAUGAGUGCCCACCCUGUGUCCAUGGUGCCCAGGAGAGCAAUGUCACACUUGGUCCCUCUGGUCCCAAGGGAGGGAAAGGAGAUCAGGGCCUUCCUGGUCCAUCAGGCCCCAAAGGAGAGAAGGGAGCCCGGGGCAAUGACUGUGUUCGAAUCUCCCCGGAUGCUCCGCUUCAGUGUGCAGAAGGCCCAAAGGGAGAGAAGGGGGAGUCUGGAGCCUUGGGACCCUCAGGACUCCCGGGCUCCAUAGGCCAGAAGGGCCAGAAAGGCGAGAGGGGCGACGGAGGCAUCAAGGGCUUGCCGGGAAAACCAGGCCGAGACGGUCGGCCAGGAGAGAUCUGUGUCAUCGGGCCCAAAGGGCAGAAGGGAGAUCCUGGCUUUGUUGGGCCUGAGGGGUUGGCAGGAGAGCCUGGCCCCCCUGGCCUCCCUGGCCCCCCUGGGACAGGACUGCCUGGGACCCCGGGGGAUCCAGGUGGCCCGCCAGGCCCUAAGGGAGACAAGGGCAGCUCUGGGAUGCCGGGAAAGGAAGGCCCUGGUGGGAAACCUGGGAAGCCAGGCAUGAAGGGAGAGAAGGGUGACCCCUGCGAAGUGUGUCCAACACUGCCUGAAGGGUUCCAGAAUCUUGUUGGGCUCCCUGGAAAGCCUGGGCCCAAGGGGGAACCAGGUGAUCCUGCACCAGCCAGAGGAGAUCCUGGCAUCCAAGGCAUCAAAGGAGAGAAGGGGGAGUCCUGCUUGUCCUGCAGCUCGGUUGUAGGGGCCCAGCAUCUUGGGUCCUCUGCAGGGGCCAGUGGAGACGUGGGCUCCCCUGGCUUCGGCUUGCCUGGUCUUCCGGGGAAGGCUGGAGUGCCAGGGCCAACAGGACUGAAAGGAGAGAAGGGUAGUUCCGGGGAGGCAGGGCCAGCUGGCAGUCCGGGACCACCAGGGCCAGUGGGAUCAGCAGGCAUCAAAGGGGCAAAGGGGGAGCCUUGUGAGCCGUGCCUAGCCCUGUCUGGCCCUCAGGAUGGGGGCAUCCAUGCGGUGGCCCUGCCUGGCCCGGCUGGAGAGAAGGGGGAGCCUGGGUCUCCAGGCUUUGGCCUGCCGGGAAAACAGGGCAAGCCUGGAGAGCGUGGACUGAAGGGGCAGAAGGGUGAUUCUGGGAAUCAUGGAGACCCCGGAAUACCAGGCACCAUGGGGCGGCCAGGAUUGUCGGGAGAGCCUGGAGUUCGGGGACCUGCAGGGCCAAAAGGAGAAAAGGGUGAUGGCUGCACUGCCUGCCCCAGCCUGCAGGGGGCGUUGACUGACUUGCCAGGACUGCCUGGGAGGCCGGGACCCAAAGGAGACCAAGGCCUGGAAGGCGUGGGCAGAACUGGUAAACCCGGGCAGCCUGGUCUGCCGGGAGUCCAAGGGCCCCCUGGACUGAAGGGCGUACAGGGAGAGCCAGGGCCUCCAGGAAGGGGAGUCCAGGGACCUCAGGGGGCGCCUGGAGCCCGGGGUUUGCCUGGCACUCAGGGACUUCCAGGGCCUCAGGGACCACCUGGCCGCACUGGAGAGAAGGGUGCCCAGGGAUCUCCAGGGUUGAAAGGAGCCAUUGGACCUAUGGGACCUCCUGGUGCCAGUAUCUCUGGGCCUCCGGGCCGUGAUGGACAGCAAGGACAGACUGGACUUUCAGGAGCCAGAGGGAUGCCAGGUGAAAAGGGAUCACGAGGAGAGAAGGGUGAGCCGGGGGAGUGCUCCUGCCCCUCUCGAGGAGACCCCAUCUUCUCUGGCAUGCCGGGUGCUCCGGGACUUUGGAUGGGCAGCUCCUGGCAGCCGGGCCCGCAGGGUCCCCCAGGUGUUCCCGGACCACCAGGCCCCCCUGGAGUACCUGGGCUGCAGGGUGUCCCUGGAAACAACGGCUUGCCAGGACAGCCUGGGCUAACUGCAGAACUGGGAUCCUUACCGAUUGAACAGCACCUCCUCAAGAGCAUCUGCGGGGACUGUGGCCAGGGGCAGAUGGCCUACCCAGCGUCCAUCCUGGAGAAAGGAGAGAAGGGGGACCAGGGCAUCCCCGGUGUGCCAGGCUUCGACAACUGUGCCCGGUGCUUUGCAGAGCGGGAGCGCCCGAGAGCCGAGGAGGCCCGGGGAGACAACAGCGAGGGAGAUCCCGGCUGUGCUGGGAGCCCUGGACUUCCCGGUCCUCCAGGGCUGCCAGGCCAGAGAGGAGAAGAGGGUCCGCCUGGCAUGAGGGGCUCUCCUGGUCCUCCAGGCCCUAUUGGCCCCCCAGGUUUUCCUGGUGCUGUUGGCUCCCCCGGAUUGCCCGGCCUUCAAGGAGAGCGAGGCCUCAGGGGCCUGACGGGAGACAAGGGGGAACCGGGUCCUCCAGGGCAACCCGGUUACCCAGGUGCCAUGGGCCCCCCAGGACUGCCUGGCAUCAAGGGGGAGCGCGGCUACGUGGGGCCUGCGGGAGAGAAGGGGGAAUCGGGUCCCCCAGGAUCUGAGGGUCUUCCAGGUUCCCCAGGCCCAGCGGGUCCCCGAGGAGAGCGAGGACCCCAAGGGAACUCGGGUGAGAAGGGCGACCAGGGAUUCCAAGGCCAGCCAGGCUUCCCAGGCCCGCCGGGUCCCCCUGGAUUCCCAGGCAAAGCUGGAGCACCCGGCCCCCCCGGCCCCCAAGCGGAGAAGGGCAGCGAAGGGAUUCGAGGCCCAUCAGGCAUGCCUGGUCCUCCUGGGCCACCAGGACCUCCUGGGAUUCAGGGGCCUGCCGGUCUGGAUGGUCUGGAUGGGAAGGACGGCAAGCCUGGCUUGAGGGGAGACCCUGGCCCUGCUGGCCCCCCUGGACUCAUGGGACCCCCAGGCUUCAAGGGGAAAACAGGACACCCCGGCCUCCCAGGACCUAAGGGUGACUGUGGCAAACCAGGUCCCCCUGGCAGCAGUGGCCGGCCUGGAGCAGAGGGUGAGCCUGGUGCCAUGGGACUUCAAGGAAGACCCGGCCCCCCUGGCCAUGUUGGGCCACCGGGGCCUCCAGGCCAGCCAGGACCAGCAGGUAUCUCUGCAGUGGGCCUGAAAGGAGACCGGGGAGCCACCGGAGAAAGGGGCCUUGCGGGCAUCCCAGGUCAGCCUGGCCCCCCUGGACACCCUGGUCCCCCGGGCGAGCCUGGUGCAGAUGGUGCUGCUGGCAAAGAGGGACCCCCUGGAAAACAGGGACUGUAUGGACCACCUGGUCCCAAGGGUGACCCAGGACCUUCAGGACAGAAGGGCCAGGCAGGAGAGAAGGGGAGAUCUGGCAUGCCUGGUGGGCCUGGCAAGAGCGGCUCCAUGGGGCCUGCUGGGCCGCCAGGUCCUGCAGGAGAGAGAGGUCACCCUGGAUCUCCAGGGCCCACAGGAAGCCCUGGAUUGCCUGGCGUGCCUGGCUCCAUGGGAGACAUGGUGAAUUAUGACGAAAUCAAGAGGUUCAUCCGACAAGAGAUCACUAAAAUGUUUGAUGAGAGAAUGGCUUACUACACCUCCAGGAUGCAGUUCCCCAUGGAGAUGGCUGCAGCUCCCGGACGGCCAGGGCCCCCGGGGAAGGACGGUACUCCAGGCCGGCCAGGCUCUCCGGGGUCACCUGGGCUCCCGGGUCAGAUUGGCAGAGAAGGACGACAGGGCUUGCCAGGAAUGAGAGGAUUACCUGGAACUAAAGGGGAAAAGGGUGAUACUGGUGUUGGUAUUACUGGAGAAAGUGGCCUCCCUGGACCCCCAGGUCCCCAAGGUCCUCCAGGUUAUGGCAAGAUGGGCGCAACAGGACCAAUGGGCCAGCAAGGGAUCCCUGGCAUCCCUGGCCCCCCAGGGCCCAUGGGCCCACCAGGCAAGACUGGCCACUGUAACCCCUCCGACUGCUUUGGGGCUAUGCCAAUGGAGCAGCAGUACCCACCCAUGAAAAACAUGAAGGGGCCUUUUGGCUGAAAUCUCCACCUGCCAUUGGAUAAAGGACUCCAUUGAACUAAAUGGCCAAAGCGUACAGGACUCUGUCACAGGUUGUGAAUGUUUUUGUUGUUAUUGUUUUUAAUUGUUGUUAAUAUUUUUUAAAUAAUAAAGAAACAAAACUA